AUGCGAGGCAAUGGCCAACGAAAGACUGGAAAUACUUUCAUUUCCAACCCUCAUGCAGGCAUCGAUUUUAGACAACAAUCCAACAAUCAAUACGGGGCUGUGAUUAUUCGAGUUCCAGUACCCGAGAAGAGACAGCCAGUAUUUUCUGUAUUUCCUGAACUAGAUGAAUGGGACCAUCUCGUCCAGGCAGUAUUAGUUGCGGGCACAGCUGGUUCUCAGACAGCGUUGCUUAUUGAAUUAGUGCCUUCGCAAAAUUCCGAAAAAACUUUCCACGGUGGAAGAGCCCAUGCCAUUGAGAGAAUCUGGCACAAAAUUGAAGAGGCCAAUCAAGAAUACCUGCAGCACGCCAAAGUUGCGAAAACUCAUAUAUUGUUUACGACCCCAGAAGAGCCAAUGGAAAGAGCUAGCAAGGGGACCAUCCAAAGAAAGCCAACUUUAGAUCUUCAUUCUGAGGAACUAGAUAAAUUGUACACAGAUGCUGACAAAAUGUCGACUUCGGCACCAGCAGGCAUCUCUCUUCCACAGGACGGGGUCGACCUGACCGAGAGCAACUCGAUUGCUCUGUUCAUUCACAAUAUUAUUGCACAGCUUAUAGGCACCAACUGUUUCCAAGACGGUGAUAAUCUUUUUGCCCAUGGUUUGAUAGAGUCUUUGCAAACACUCAGUUUGACGCGAGUAUUGAAACAGACUUUCGUAAUUCCGAAUUUCGAUAUCAGUACUGUGUACUCCAACCCCCAUCAGUCAACUCGCUCACAAAUGCAACCGUCCAUCUAUUCUCAUCGCAUAAAAUAA
Messenger RNA from Botrytis porri, 792 nucleotides. RefSeq lists its product as uncharacterized. The transcript has 2 exons. The record is from RefSeq and is a predicted model, not a curated record. Bases 1 to 792 code for a protein of 263 amino acids. Lineage: Eukaryota; Fungi; Ascomycota; Leotiomycetes; Helotiales; Sclerotiniaceae.